AUGAAAAUGAAUCAAUGGGAGAUGAACAGGGGCUACGACUCAACCAUUAGGAAGUCUUGGAAUGGAUCUCUCCCACAAAAGGAGUGCCGAACUGUGGUAAUUGCCGGCGACGGUCAGCGUACAAGAACGUUGAUUGGUCAGACACCUUUAAGCUCCGCCCAUUCUAAGCCAAUCCAUCUCUUCCUAUUGGUUCUAGCUGUUAUAAUGGUCUUCAUCUUCGUAUCAGGACUUGUUUUAUACUACAAUUGAGGUAAUAUUAUAUCCCAGUGUCGCGAACUGCCGAUACCUAAUUGGAAUAACAACCAUCGACCGAAGCCGCCUCAGCCACCACCUCCGAUGUUCCGUUUCUUCUUGCUCUCGCGAAGACUGAAACCAGAGCAGAGGAGCUCGCUACAACUAGGACGUCCUUCGUUGCUAAUGAACUUCCACUAA
Messenger RNA from Nezara viridula (southern green stink bug), 432 nucleotides. The record is from the annotation of a GenBank genome assembly. NCBI's taxonomy places the organism in Eukaryota, Metazoa, Arthropoda, Insecta, Hemiptera, Pentatomidae.